Molecule: messenger RNA, 5628 nt
Organism: Myotis brandtii (Brandt's bat)
Lineage: Eukaryota; Metazoa; Chordata; Mammalia; Chiroptera; Vespertilionidae
Gene: ZFP90
Product: ZFP90 zinc finger protein
Exons: 8
Coding region: 1163-3058 (631 amino acids)
Biological process (GO): regulation of transcription by RNA polymerase II
Cellular component (GO): nucleus
Molecular function (GO): RNA polymerase II cis-regulatory region sequence-specific DNA binding; DNA-binding transcription activator activity, RNA polymerase II-specific
Source: RefSeq, a predicted model, not a curated record
AGAUGGCUGAGGGAGAAAGGGGAAACCUCGAAGGAUUGUGCGUGACUUCGGGAGCCUCUUGGGAGGCCGUUUGGAUUCUUUUUUCUUCUUGGUCCCCACCCCGGAAUUCGUGGUCUUAGUUUUACUAUCCGAGAAGAAGGCGUGGAGCCGUCCCCCCGGCCCACACUCCGCGGUGAUGGGGCAAUUCCAGGGCGAGCAGCUUUGGUUUGCCCAACAAAGGUAUUGAACUAGCUUCUGGUCGUCGUGGCUCCCAUGUGGCCCCGUUCCUGCCCUCUGAAGCAGCAGAGCCCACAUACCAGAUGUUACAGAACCUCCCUACCUUUGCUGCUCAUCUCUGCAAAUAGAUGACUAGAAUGGUCAACUCCAGGAGACUUCCUAGAUCAGGCUGGAAGAUGACCCUACUCUGGCUCUCUCAUGUCAGCGGCCACCUCUCAUCCACUGAAGAUAUUUGCUCAUCCUUUGCCCUCAUGACCUCUGCACUUGGUCCCAACACGGCUACUUUCCUAGUUGCCUGGCGAAGCCAUCUGCUCUCCUGUCUCCUGCCACUGAGAUUUCUCUGGCAUCAGCCGGCCCAGUUCACUGUAUCCUUGAAGCUCCAGAGGACAUGUGUUGAGCUUUGUGAGUGUCUUACAGACGCCUCUUUCCCCAAGCUUGAGGAGUGCAAGCCGCGCCCCCAAAGCCGGGUCUUUCUGUCCGAUAUAUGCUGUAUCCCGCCCCUACCAACAUGCCCAGGCGCCAGAGGAGCGCUGUGACUUAUUGGAAGAGAUGGACAUUACAGUAUUCAAUCCCAGCUCCGUCUGCGCCCGGAAAGAUGUGCGCCUUACUCCCCGGCGGCCUCUGAGGGGCCGCGCGCGGGGGCCUCUGGGAAGUGUAGUCCGCGCGCUCGCCGGACCCCUGGGUUGCUGGAGCGAGACUCCGCGUGCGCAGGCGCACUUCCGGCUCUGCCCAGUCGCUGCGGCCAUUGUCCAGCCCCGGGGCGGCUAAGGAGGCUUAGGGCCUCACCUCCGCACAGCAGAAUUGGAGAGGACUGAGCCGGAGGCGGGGGCGAGAGGAGCCGGCCCAAACCUUGGGUGGGGCUGAGAUCGCAAAACCCGGAAACUCCAGGAGGCAGUGAUUUUGAGUGUGCGGUCUCUGUCUGGGAGCCGGGCCCGGCGAGGCAGGAAUGGCCCCGAGGCCGCCGACGGAGGCGCCCCAGGAAUCAGUGACAUUCAAGGAUGUGGCUGUGGACUUCACCCAGGAAGAAUGGCACCACAUGGCCCCUGCUCAGAGGCGCUUGUACAGGGAUGUGAUGCUGGAGAACUACAGCAACCUGGUUUCUCUUGGAUAUCAAGUUUCCAAGCCAGAGGUGAUCUUCAAAUUGGAGCAAGGAGAAGAGCCAUGGCUAUCAGAGGGAGAAAUCCAAAGAUCUGUCUGUCCAGACUGGAAGACCAGGCCUGUGGCCAAAUCAUCAAAUCUACAGCAGAGCAUAUCUGAAGUAUCCCUUCACACAGAUGAUCUCUCAUGUGCUACAUUAGAAGAUGUGAGUAAUCAGUUAGAGAGGCACCAGGAAAACUGGAAGAGGUAUCUGGGGCCAGAUGUAUCCACCCAGAAGAAAAUAAUCACACCAGAGAAAACCUUGGAGCAUAAUAAAUUUGGUGAAAACUCUAGAUUGAACACAGACCUGGUUACACAACUGAACAUUCCUUCAAGGUCUAGUGAAUGUGAUACACUUGGAAUCAAUUUGGGACAUAAUUCAGACUUACUUAAUCAGAAUAAUAUCCUUGUAAAAAAGAAACCUUAUAAAUGUAAUAAAUGUAGAAAAGCUUUUAUUCAUAGAUCAUCACUUACUAAACAUGAGAAAACUCAUAAAGGAGAGGGAGCUUUUCCCAAUGGUACAGAUCAGGGAAUUUAUGCUGGAAAGAAACACCAUGAAUGUACUGACUGUGGGAAAACCUUCCUCUGGAAGACACAGCUUACUGAGCAUCAGAGAAUUCACACAGGGGAGAAACCCUUUGAAUGUAAUGUGUGUGGGAAGGCCUUCAGGCAUAGUUCGUCCCUUGGUCAGCAUGAGAAUGCACAUACCGGAGAGAAACCCUAUCAGUGUAGUCUCUGUGGGAAAGCCUUUCAGCGCAGCUCCUCCCUUGUUCAACACCAGAGAAUUCACACUGGAGAGAAACCCUAUCGAUGUAACUUAUGUGGGAGGUCUUUUAGGCAUGGCACAUCCCUCACUCAGCAUGAGGUCACACACAGUGGAGAGAAACCCUUUCAAUGUAAAGAAUGUGGGAAAGCCUUUAGUCGAUGUUCUUCCCUUGUCCAGCAUGAAAGGACUCAUACUGGAGAAAAACCUUUUGAAUGUAGCAUAUGUGGGAGGGCUUUUGGUCAGAGCCCAUCCCUUUAUAAACAUAUGAGGAUUCAUAAGAGAGGGAAACCUUACCAAAGCAAUAACUAUGGCAUAGACUUCAAGCACAGCUCAUCUCUUACUCAAGAUGAAAGCACUCUGACAGAAGUGAAAUCCUACCAUUGUAAUGACUGUGGGGAAGACUUCAGUCACUUUACAGACUUUUCUGACCAUCAGAAGAUCCAUACUGGACAGAGCCCCUAUGAUUGUGAGCAGACCUUCAGUCAACAAUCUAUUUCUCAUCCUGGAGAGAAACCCUAUCAGUGUAAUGUAUGUGGGAAAGCUUUCAAAAGGAGUACAAGUUUCAUAGAGCAUCACAGAAUUCAUACUGGAGAAAAACCCUAUGAAUGUAAUGAAUGUGGAGAAGCCUUCAGUCGACGCUCAUCACUUACUCAACAUGAGAGAACCCAUACAGGAGAGAAACCCUAUGAAUGUAUUGACUGUGGGAAAGCCUUCAGUCAGAGUUCAUCCCUCAUUCAGCAUGAGAGAACUCAUACUGGAGAAAAACCCUAUGAAUGUAAUCAAUGUGGGCGAGCCUUCCGAAAGAAAACCAAUCUGCAUGAUCAUCAGAGAAUUCAUACUGGAGAAAAACCCUAUACUUGUAAGGAAUGUGGGAAAAACUUCAGUCGAAGUUCAGCUCUCACUAAACACCAGAGAAUUCAUAUGCGAAAUAAACUCUAAGAACCCUGGAAUUUUUUAAAAAAAUGUGCAGAAAGCUUUAGCUAAAAUAUUGUUCAUACUCAUUGUCAAAGGAUUCUUGCUGGAUAAAAAGCUUGAGAAUGUCACGAAUUAUGUGUAUGUGUAUGUUGUGUGCAGAGAAAACUCUGCUAGUAGACAAUUUUUUUCAAUAAAAGCCACAUUCUUAGAUCUGGUUACAAACUUUUAUAAAAACAACUACAAACAAUAUAUAACCUGUUGGAAAUGCUAUGCCUAUAUAUUGGACUUUAUAAAACUUUUUAACAUAUAUGUGCAGGAGAUUACAAACUUUCAACAAUUUGACUUGCAACUGUUACUGUUUACAGCCUUUUUUAUAGAUAAAAUUCCUGCAUUAAUGACCAAAACUCAUUUUAAAAAUUGCUUGACAACUGCAUUCAAUUGCAGCUCUUAUAUUGAAUGCACCAUGGAAACCAAUUCCACCUCCAGAAAUUCACCAUUCAAAGAAUUAGAUCAGCGGUCCAGCUACUUCAUUGUACAGAUGAAGAACCUGAAAACCAAAGAUGUGAAACGGUUUGCACAGUAUGCUACAGCUUAUGGUGGUAAAACUGGUGUAGGAUGCAGGUCUCCUGGCUCUUUGGCUCCAGGGUCUUGACACUGAAAAGCUAAUUUGGAAUUCAGAGGGCUUUUAAAUAAAGUUUAAAUCAGAUGCACAAACAUUUAAUGAGCACUUAAGAAUUCAUAAAAGCAUAAGAGGCAGCAAGUUUAAAUUUGUCACAGACUUAUUUAAAGCAACUUGUUAGAAGCUUACAAACCAAAAUGUUAACAGAAACUAAAUGGUUGAACUAAAGUAUCAUAAUUAUACUUUCAGCUAACAUGUCAGUUUUAUAGAACUAUUAAGUCCUUCUCUGCACUGCCCCAAGCUUCCUAUAUUGGAUCAAUGAGAAAACAACACAAAAUAACUUUUUAAGCUUGGUGGUGCUUUUCCAUCCAUAAAGCCUGAGAGCUAAGUAAGUUUCAGUAGCCCACUCAAAUCCUUAGUGUCCCUUAAUGGGAAUUCAUAGGCUAUCCCACAGGAAUUUCAAGAAGCUUUGUUGGUUCAUUGGCACUAACAGUGCAGAUAAAUUUAGAAGCAAUUGUGGACAUUGACCCCUUUCAUACACGAGCAUCUCUUCUCUAAGAUAAAACAAUUUUUCCACCUUGAUGAGUCAUUGGGAGGAGUAAUAUGAGUGGUGAUGAUGAAACCUUUCAUCCAUCAUCCUUGUCUCAUCCUGGAUAACAGGAGGCAGCUCCCAAACAUUCUUCAUAGUUCUUUUCAGGAAAAUGUGCCUGGGGGUUGAAAUAUGGCAUGUCUAGCCCAUUGUCUAUCACAUAUGGAGCAAGAUGGGAUACUCCCUAGCAGAUUUGCCCUUCUAAGACAGCCAUUCAAAACAUGCCUUGUUUAUGAUAUGCCAUGCUGAGUGCACACACAAUGCCAAAGUCAUGCUUGUAUUGUCUGGUACAUAGUUUGACAAUAUGUAAUACUCAAACCUUCCCUAUUGAUUGGCCAAGAUGCCUAUCAGGAACUUAUUUUGCUGCUGGUUGUUUGGGGAUCCCCAUAGUGGACUAUUUGUAAGAAUAGCAUGAAUUGUAACCAGUUGAGUGCUACCCUACUGUUAAUAGAAGUUUAUAAAGACUUUAGAUCUAGAAGACCCAAAGGAGACCACUGGUUUGUGUAUGGAGUCUGGCCUAAAUCCAACCAAUCUCUGAAUCUCAGCACAUCUUCAUUGACAGGGAGGGAGCCCAGGAUAUAUGUGUGGCUAACAGCAGAGGAUUCUGUGGUCCCAGCAUCUAUGCACCAUGCACUUAUGACCACCUAGCUUUCUAGGCCACAUGAAAUGCAUCCUUGUAACAUCAUUGUGUCAUUUCAAUAAAUAGCCUUCUUAGUUGAAUGGGAGUCAGUUUGUCUAUUUCAGUUUUCAGAAGUUGACUAAGAAACGAGUGGCAUAUCAAGGAGGAGGGAUUAACUGAUAAACUCUUCACAGCCAGGUGAGUUCAUAACAGCUACCAUUUAUUGAAUACUUGCUACUUGAAAGACAUUUUGCCAAGUACUUGAUAGCCAUCAUUUCAGUUAAUUCUUACAACUCCCCAUUCUAGGUCUUGUGGUAACUAUUGUCUGUCUGCCCAGCUUUUUCCCCUCUCUUUUCUUGUAACAAUCCCUGCUGUACUGAUCACAGGAAUACAAAGCAGGACAUGCCUGGGGCUCGGUGAUAGUUUUAGAGGAAAGCAUGUGCCUGGUUGAGCCAAUAUCAGAGUCCUUUGCCAGGAUUUUUUCAAAACAGAGUUAGCAGGGAAAUUUUAAUUUUGGGUUGCUAGGCUGGGAAUGUGAAGGCUAGAGCUGCCUAGAGCCCGAUUCCCUACCAGAGGAGAGGUCUCUUGUGAAAGAGGGUGCCACUGAUAUGAUGGUGUUCUCUUUACUAAUCCCUGAAGUCUUUGGACCUGCCUCAAUUUCUGAAGCACUUUGUAGGAUUCAGUGGGCUCCCUACUAUCAGUCCAGUGAUCCCCCCUUUUUGACUAAAGGCUAAUCUGUUAGACUCUGUUCCUUUUUUUUUUUUUUU